AAAAAAGCAGUUGGUUUUUCGGGAUUCCUGUGUUGGAAUUACUAACUCGCACUAGUCUUUCCAACCGUUAGCAUCUGUCGUCGUCCAGGGAAACAAAAUGGCGUACAUUAGUGACUAUAAAGAGCUAUAGGGCGUUCAUAUGGCUUCAACAAGCAGUUUACAGUCUGAAGGGAGCCAUUCAGUGAGGUCGCCUACAGGAACCGACAGUCCAUCUGUUGCAGGUUCUAGUCCUGAUGGUUCUGUAACUUCUGUAAAAUCCCCAACUUCUCCUAAACCACUGAAUGGUGCUGCUGUCCCUGAUGCUCCUUCAAAACAACCGCCAGCUAAAAGAAGCGAGGCGCCGAAGCGAAGAGGAAAAGUUCCUGAUCUCCCUGUGUUUGAGAGGCGAAACUGGUUAAUCCAUAUGCAUUAUGUGAGGAAGGAGUUUGAUAAGUGUAAGGUUCUAAUCAAGGAACAGCUUUUUGAGACACAAUACAUGUGUGAAUAUGCUUUGUAUGCUCAAGCCUUGAUUCUUCGUCAAGAGGGUAAAAUCCAGGAAUCACUGGAUUUGUUCCAACAAACAGUAAAAAUUAACCCCUUUAAUGCUGAUAACCUUAAGCAAGUGGCAAGAUCUCUAUUUCUUCUUGCAAGACACAAAGCUGCCUUGGAAGUGUAUAAUGAAGCAGCAAAACUGAGCUCCAAGGAUUGGGAAAUUUACCACAAUCAAGGGGUUUGUUAUCUCUAUUUAAAAGAUUUUGAGAAGGCAAAGGAUUGUCUGAAGCAUGCCAUUCAAUACCAUCGGCAUGAUGCCUCUUUCCUUCAGCUGGGCAAGAUCUACCUGAUGGAGGGAGACAUUGAAUCAGCUAUUGACACUUACAAGAAAGCCAUUGAAUUUUCUCCAGAAAACCCAGACUUGAUGACCACUCUUGGGUUACUUUACCUCCAGAUUGGAAUGACUCAAAGAGCUUUUGAAUAUCUAGGGAAUGCAAUGACAUACGAUCCAAGUCAUGUCAAAGCAAUACUUGGUGCAGGAUCUAUGAUACAAACCCAUGGUGAUUUUGAUGUUGCUCUCACUAAAUAUCGUAUUGCUGCAUCCAAGAUACCUGAAUCACCUCACAUGUGGAACAAUAUUGGAAUGUGUUUCUUUGGCAAGAAAAAAUAUGUUGCGGCCAUCAGUUGCCUUAAAAGAGCUGCUUAUAUGGCACCAUUUGAAUGGAUCAUUAUCUACAAUUUGGGUUUAAUACACCUGACAAUGCAACAAUAUGCUUCCGCAUUUCAUUUCCUGAGUGCAGCUAUUACGCUAAAACCUAAACAUGGACAACUCUUCCAGCUCCUGGCUAUCGCAUUGACACAUCUCGAUGACCAUGACAAUGCUAAACAAGCCUACGAACAAGCCAUUAUGCUAGACAUUGAUGAUCCAGCAAUAAGUCUGAACUAUGCUAUCUUCUUGUACAACAUGGAAGACCGAAAACAGGCGUCAAGACACUUUGCUGCUUACGAGAAAAAAAUGGAAGUCUUCAGGAAAACUAAAGGGGGCGAUAUUGAAAGAGAGAUCCUGGAGACAGGCAAUCGUCUUGGUCCUGCUUUACAAGUCGGCGAGAAACUGGUGUGGGAUGCUGAAGCCAAAACCACUCGCAUACCAUCAUCCAAGGCACAGAAUGACAAAAAUAAUUCUUCCCCUGCCACGUCAGCUAGCAGUAGUGCUGCUACGCUUCCAGAGGACGGUUCCUUUGUUUGAAUAUAUUGUACAAAUAGCUAGAACUUUCUUGUAAAAUAUAUCUUUUCCGAAUUCGCUUGAGUUACCAAGAUGGCUACAAGUCGAGGUUGGAAGUCUAACUCGACUAGGAGCCACUGAUUUGUGGUUUAUUGAUCUUACUCACAUUUUAUUCAUCUAGAGCAGGUUUGAAGUGAAAAACCAAAUCUCAUAACCAGAGCCUGCGUUUCUUCUUGCCUGCGGCGAAGAACGAGGGCUCUGGCAUAAUCCAUUUUUUGAGACCAGGAUUUCUUGGACUCCGGGUAAGAGCGCAUACGUUAAAAGACUUGCCAAAAAUAAAAAUAAUAUGUUCCCCAUUUCUAAUUCUUAUUUUGAUCGAAAGUAAACACAGAACUCUGUUUGAAA
Messenger RNA from Actinia tenebrosa (Australian red waratah sea anemone), 2098 nucleotides. RefSeq names its product BBSome complex member BBS4. Gene Ontology annotation, biological process: cilium assembly; protein localization to cilium. The record is from RefSeq and is a predicted model, not a curated record. NCBI's taxonomy places the organism in Eukaryota, Metazoa, Cnidaria, Anthozoa, Actiniaria, Actiniidae. Gene Ontology annotation, cellular component: ciliary basal body. Gene Ontology annotation, molecular function: protein binding.